Messenger RNA from Megalobrama amblycephala (Wuchang bream), 1555 nucleotides. RefSeq names its product tRNA methyltransferase 12 homolog (gene tyw2). The record is from RefSeq and is a predicted model, not a curated record. Gene Ontology annotation, molecular function: tRNA methyltransferase activity. NCBI's taxonomy places the organism in Eukaryota, Metazoa, Chordata, Actinopteri, Cypriniformes, Xenocyprididae. The coding region runs from base 148 to 1371 and encodes 407 amino acids. The transcript has 7 exons. Gene Ontology annotation, cellular component: cytoplasm. Gene Ontology annotation, biological process: tRNA methylation.
CCAACUAGGAACGACAUUUUUUGAAGGCGAAUGUGUCUCCUUGAUGUCUAGUAUUUAUCUUAGGUUAAAUGCGGUUUUGAUGGACCCUCUUUUUAGUUUAGUUGAUAGUUACUUAGAUAAUAAAUGUUGAUGAUUUUCUAAUGCCUCAUGUGGAAAAUGGAUGUAAUUCCGUGUUUAAAAGUGCCGCAGCGUCAUGCACAACUGUACAGAAAAUACCUACUGUCACAAGGUGUACUGGACCGCAAGUACUGUGCACAGAAACACUCAGAUGAGACUGUAAUCCUUCCAGUCGUAGCAUCUGUUCUGGCACAGCUUGACCUGGUGGCACUAAAGGAACAUGUUGCACAGGACAGCUUUUGUGAAAUUGUUGAUAUCCAGGCUCCUCCAUUAUCAAAGGAGAAAGUCAAAUCUUUCCAUAAGAGGCUUGCAGAGACCGCACAGUCCUUGCUGGUUUCUAAAGGGGAAACGUGGAGUGAGGAUCUGGAGAGAGACAUUCCUAGCCGAUGGCAAUGCCACGGAGAUCUUGUACUGUUUAGUGAAGGCUGCUUCACUAAUGCAAUAUGGAAAGAAAUUGGAUCUGAAUUCUGGACUGCAGUCGCCCUGACGCUGGGAGUCAAACGUUUAGCACAAAUUAAAAAAAUUUCCCAUGAUGGUUACCGCACACCUAUAGUGACAAUGCUUUUAGGAGACAGCAGCUAUGUAACACACAUCGAUAACCACAUUAGGUACGAGUUUGAUGUCACCAAAUGCAUGUUCUCUUCUGGGAAUAUCACAGAGAAGCUCAGAAUAGCCUCCUUUGACUGCAUUGGAGAGACUGUGGUUGACUUAUAUGCAGGGAUUGGCUACUUCACUCUUCCAUAUCUGGUACAUGCUAAGGCUGCGUAUGUGCAUGCCUGUGAAUGGAACCCAGAUGCAAUAAAGGCUCUUCAAAGAAACCUACAGAUCAACGGUGUGUCAGACCGCUGCACUAUCCAUCAAGGAGACAACAGACAGCUUCCUUUGAGUGAUCUUGCUGAUCGUGUGAAUUUGGGCCUCAUACCAAGUUCAGAGGAGGGUUGGCCAGUGGCAUGUCGUCUGCUAAAGAGAGGGACUGGAGGAAUACUGCAUAUUCACCACAAUGUCACAACACCUUUGCACCAUAAACCACCUGAACAUUCAUCUGCUAUAGAUGUUAAUAAAGGCUCUUCGAACCAGAGAGAUAUGCCAGUAUGGACUGCCUGGGCUUCAGACACAGCCGGACGCAUCUGUACACUCUUGUUAGACAUCACUGGAAACGAAUGGAAGACAAAUAUCAAGCAUAUUGAGCAUGUCAAAACAUACGCACCACAUAUCAGUCAUGUAGUUCUGGACUUAGAAUGUAAACCUCUCUGACAAACACAUCUACUAAUGUGUAAAGUUGUUUUUGUUUAGACCCUCUGUCUAUAAUUAGCUGGAGUCAAUCUAACCCUCUGAUUGAUUUUUCCACAUCUAUUUGUUUUUUGAUUGAAAUGCAAAAUGUUUUAAGUGUUUUGUAAUCAUUUUAAAUAAAUAAUAAUAAAAAAAUAUUAAAAUCUGG